Numida meleagris (helmeted guineafowl) is the source of this 731-nucleotide messenger RNA. Its product is annotated as dispanin subfamily A member 2b-like. NCBI's taxonomy places the organism in Eukaryota, Metazoa, Chordata, Aves, Galliformes, Numididae. The record is from RefSeq and is a predicted model, not a curated record. Bases 154 to 498 code for a protein of 114 amino acids. The transcript is spliced from 2 exons. Gene Ontology annotation, cellular component: plasma membrane. Gene Ontology annotation, biological process: negative regulation of viral genome replication; host-mediated suppression of symbiont invasion; response to interferon-alpha.
CUGAGAGGAGGGGGACGAGGCGCUGAACCCGGGGGGGCCGAGCGCUCCGCCCGAGCUCUGGGGGCCCGGGGGCCGGCGCAGGGGCGGCGCGGGUCUCGGUUUCAUUUCCCGCAGAUCGCCCGCCUCCCUCCCAUCCUCGCUCCGCUCCCGGCCAUGAAGCCGCAACAGGAGGUGAGCAUCCCGCUGCACCCCCCCGGACGGGGACCACCCCUCACCAGCGUCCCCGACGAGCAGCCCCGCGACUUCAUCCUCUGGUCCCUCUUCAACGUCCUGGCGGGCUUCGCUCUCACCUACCUUGGCUGCUUCUGCUUCCCCUCGCUCAUCUUCUCCAUCAAGGCCCGCGACUGCAAAGUACUGGGGGACCUGGAAGGUGCCCGGCGAUACGGAACCCGGGCCAAGGUGCUGAACAUCAUCUUCUCUGUGCUGAUAGCCAUCGGCGUCUUGUCCACCAUCACCAUUGCCAUCGUGUUCCUCACCAUGAGCAGCAGACAGCUAUAGAACUUCCACCACCAUCCCACUGCCCUGUGCUGUGCUCACCCCCAUAAUGUGUCCCAAGGAAUUUCUGCUUUGGGGAAGGGGCACAGAGCCCCGUCCUCUUCCUGCGUGUGGCAUGGCAGGGAUGGGUGGGGGGCUUCCUCCUCUACUUGUGCUCCUGGGCCAUGCUGGUAUUUAACCAAGCUACAACGUAUGCAUGGAUUGCCGCUGCCACAAAUAAAGCUCCUGCUCACCAA